Molecule: messenger RNA, 1591 nt
Organism: Nicotiana tabacum (common tobacco)
Lineage: Eukaryota; Viridiplantae; Streptophyta; Magnoliopsida; Solanales; Solanaceae
Source: RefSeq, a predicted model, not a curated record
UAACAUAGUGCAAAGCGUGACAUCCAUUCUCUCUCUCUCUCUCUGCUUUCUUCAAUCUUCCUUCACACAACCAGAUAGAGACAAGAAAGAGAGAUUCAUGGAAAUGCCCAAGAAGAAUCACUCUUUUGGUUUCUGUUUUAUAUAAUGAGAAAGCAACACAUUUUCUUCUUUUCUCAAAGAAGAUGGGAAUACAAAACAAUGAGCAUAAUCAAGACCAAACCCAAUCUUUCCUUUUAGAUGCUCUUUACUGUGAAGAAGAAAGAUGGGAAGAAACAAUUGAAGAUGAGAUUUUAGAAAAAGAAGCAACACUACCACUUCCUCUGCCUUUACUAGAACAAGACUUGUUUUGGGAAGAUGAAGAGCUACUCUCUCUUUUCACAAAAGAAAAAGAAACAAUUUCCAACUUUGAAACUAUUAAAACAGACCCUUUACUUUGUUUAUCUCGUAAAGAAGCUGUGAAAUGGAUUCUUAAAGUAAAUGCUCAUUAUGGAUUCUCAACAUUCACUGCUAUUCUUGCUAUUAAUUACUUUGAUAGGUUUCUUUCAAGUCUUCAUUUUCAGAAAGAUAAGCCUUGGAUGAUUCAACUUGUAGCUGUUACUUGUCUUUCUUUGGCUGCUAAAGUUGAAGAAACUCAAGUUCCUCUUCUUUUGGACUUCCAAGUGGAGGAUGCAAAAUAUGUGUUUGAGGCCAAAACUAUUCAAAGAAUGGAGCUUUUGGUAUUGUCCUCUUUAAAGUGGAGGAUGAAUCCUGUAACCCCACUUUCAUUUGUUGAUCAUAUAAUAAGAAGACUUGGGCUAAAGAGCCAUAUACACUGGGAAUUUCUCAAGCAGUGUGAGAGAAUUCUUCUUUUGGUCAUAGCUGAUUGUAGAUUCUUAAGUUAUAUGCCUUCUGUAUUGGCUACUGCUACUAUGCUUCACGUUAUUCAUCAAGUUGAGCCUUGUAAUGCUGCUGACUACCAAAAUCAACUUCUUGAGGUUCUCAACAUUAGCAAGGAGAAGGUGAAUGAUUGCUAUGAACUUAUAACAGAGGUGUCUUACAACUCUAUUUCACACAAGCGCAAGUAUGAGAGUCCAAUAAAUAGCCCAAGUGCUGUUAUUGAUACAUUUUACAGCUCUGAAAACUCAAAUGAAUCAUGGGAUUUGCAAACUUCUUCCUCUAUUCCAUCCACUUAUUCACCUCGUGAUCAAUUUUUGCCUUUGUUUAAGAAAAGCAGAGUUCAAGAACAGCAAAUGAGAUUGACAUCUUUAAGCAGAGUUUUUGUGGAUUAUGCUGUUGGCAGCCCUCGCUAAUAUUAUUGACAAUGACAAUGUAUUACUCCUUAUUAUGUCCUUUUUGCAAUUCUACUUUGAAAGAUGGAAAUGAAAAGAGGGGAUAGUUGGUGGUAGUGGUUGCAGAGGGUUGGUGUUUGACAGCACAAUGGGGGGGUUAAGAGAAAGAAGGAUAGUUAAUAUUCAUGUUUACUGGAGUAAUCGUUAAUUCAAGAACAUUUAGUUAAUUUUGUUUAAGAUCUCUUUGCUUGCUCCCCUCUUCUAUUCCUUGAUAACAGAGGCAAAUCUAAUAGAUAUGUAUAUAAUCUAUUAUGUUAUCUGAA